AUGGGCCAAACCAACAGUGCGAGAAGAAGCUCGAAGCGGAAGCGGGAGCGGGAAUCCGAAGACGAAAACGAGGUUUGCAAGGUUCUCGUCGUCCAAGACCCAAACAAAGACGGUAAUGUUUUCACCGCACUCACAGAUCAAAUAGAAAUGUUGAACGAUGGGUGCCAAUGGAGUUGCGAAGGGUCUUGUCCAAGUGAUUUUGAUUACGAAUACUAUUAUAGUUACAAAGCGGCCCCAGAUUGCCCGGUUACGAAAGAGUUGAACGUUAGGGCCGGUGCACGAAAUCCUUUUCCACGAUACAGUUAUAAUUGCAUGGUGCCUCCAGGUUGCCCAGUUAUGAAAGAGGUGCAGAGAUGCUUACAUGACAUGUCAAUACUCAUAACAUCCUAUGAAGGUACGCAUAACCAUCCACUUCCUGUCGGUGCAAUUACUGCCAUGGCUUCCACGGCUCUUUCAGAUGGAACCUCCAGUGUCACCCAAGCAUACCAACCUUACCAUGCUUCUUAUCUGAUUAACCAGUCUUCUCAUCCACCAAACAUUAGAAGCAUAAACCCUAACGACCCUUCCAAAGGAAUUGUUGUUGACCUUACAAGUUACGAUCCCCCUCAAUUCCCAAUGGCCAAAUCACCAGUGCGAGACCAAGACCAAAACCAUGCUCCCAAGAUUUUCGUCGGCAAAGACUCAAAGAAAGACGUCCAAUCAAACCCAACCACAGCAAGUACCUCCUUUUCCAGACCUCAUUGGAAUUACGAGGUCUUCCUAAGUUUUAGAGGUGAAGACACCCGCAGGAACUUUACCGACCACCUCUAUUACGCCUUGGUGCGAGUUGGAAUUCGUACCUUCCGAGAUGACGAGGAGCUUCAAAGGGGAAAGACUAUCUCUACUGAGCUACUCGAUGUGAUUCGUGGAUCAAGAAUUUCCAUUGUGAUUUUCUCCGAAGGCUAUGCUUCAUCUAGGUGGUGCCUUGAUGAACUUGUGCAGAUCGUGGACUGUAAGAAUACCAUUGGCCACACUCUUCUUCCCAUAUUUUAUCACGUGGACCCUUCGGAUGUCCGAAAUCAGACUGGCACUUUUGCGGAAGCCUUUGCUAGGCAUGAAAAGCGAUUUCAAAGCGAUAUGGAGAGGGUGCAGAGGUGGAGAGUAGCUCUUACCGAUGCUGCGAAUUGUUCCGGCUGGGAUCUCGAGAGCGUUUCAAAUGGGUAUGAAUCAAGCUUUAUUGAGAAUAUUGUGGCACAUGUUUCCUGUGAAGUGGAACCCAUUGGCUUGAAUGUUGCCAGACAUCCAGUAGGAAUAAAUUAUCGUGUUAAUCAGGUUAAAGAUCUGUUAAAUCUUGGAACAAGUGACGUUCUCAUUGUAGGCAUUUACGGGAUGGGUGGAAUUGGUAAAACAACAUUGGCAAAAGCUGUCUAUAACCAAAUAUGUUAUAGAUUUGAAGGAAGUAGUUUUUUAAACAUUAAAGAAAUUUCAAAAGAGCCUAAUUGUUUAGUUGGUUUGCAAGAACAACUUCUUUCUGAUAUAUUAAAAAUGAAAAAUUUGAAGAUAAACAAUGUUGAUCGAGGAAUAAAUUUGAUUGAGAAAAGAAUUCUUGGAAAAAGAGUUCUUGUUGUUCUUGAUGAUGUGGAUGACUGGAAACAAUUACACGCAUUAGUUGAAAAGCAAUGGUUUGGUUCGGGAAGUAGAAUCAUUGUAACAACUAGAGAUGAACAUGUGCUAAGUCAAUUGGGAGCAGAUAAAAAAUAUAAAGUCAGUGGAUUGAAUUGGUGGGAGUCUCUUAAACUAUUCAGUUGGCAUGCCUUCGAUAUGGCCGAUCCAAAAAGAGAUUACAUGGAGCUUUUGAUUGAAGCAAUGGCUUAUGCUAGAGGACUUCCAUUAGCUCUUGUGGUUUUGGGUUCUUUUCUUAAAGACAAAAGUAUUGAUGAAUGGAAAAGUGAAUUACAAAAAUUACGAAGAACUCCUUAUGACACGAUUCAAAAAAUACUUCAAAUAAGUUUUGAUUCACUAGAUGAGUAUACAAAGGACAUAUUCCUUGAUAUUGCAUGUUUCUUUGUCGGCAUGGAUGAAAAAUAUGUCAUCAAAGUACUUGAUGGCUGUGGUUUCUUUCCAGAUGUUGGUAUCAAAAUUCUCAUUCAAAGAUCCCUCGUUACAAUUGAUGACAGAAAUAGUUUGAGAAUGCAUGCUCUUAUUCAAGAUAUGGGAAGGGAAAUUAUUCAGAAAAAGUCACCCAAAUUUCCAGGAAAGCGUUGUAGAUUGUGGUUUCACGAGGAUGUAUUAAAUGUAUUACGCGAACGUACGGUAAGAGGCACAUAA
This is a messenger RNA of Alnus glutinosa, 2307 nucleotides long. RefSeq names its product disease resistance protein RPV1-like. Gene Ontology annotation, molecular function: sequence-specific DNA binding; ADP binding; DNA-binding transcription factor activity. NCBI's taxonomy places the organism in Eukaryota, Viridiplantae, Streptophyta, Magnoliopsida, Fagales, Betulaceae. The coding region runs from base 1 to 2307 and encodes 768 amino acids. Gene Ontology annotation, biological process: defense response; regulation of DNA-templated transcription; signal transduction. The transcript is spliced from 6 exons. The record is from RefSeq and is a predicted model, not a curated record.